Dunckerocampus dactyliophorus (ringed pipefish) is the source of this 2699-nucleotide messenger RNA. It is a transcript of the gene npffr2a, whose product is annotated as neuropeptide FF receptor 2a. The record is from RefSeq and is a predicted model, not a curated record. NCBI's taxonomy places the organism in Eukaryota, Metazoa, Chordata, Actinopteri, Syngnathiformes, Syngnathidae. Gene Ontology annotation, cellular component: membrane. The transcript has 5 exons. Gene Ontology annotation, biological process: regulation of adenylate cyclase activity; regulation of cAMP-dependent protein kinase activity; regulation of MAPK cascade. Gene Ontology annotation, molecular function: peptide binding; opioid receptor binding; neuropeptide receptor activity. The coding region runs from base 327 to 1613 and encodes 428 amino acids.
AACCGGCUGAGCGCAUCAGCCUGGGAUGAUGCGCUCCAUGCAUGCAGGCGCACCAAGCCGGACGGCUGUGCUCAGAUUGUACAUGAUUGGUUUUUUGUUGGUUGAGCAUCCCUUCUUCUUCUUCUUCUUCUUCUUCUUCUCGCACGUCUAAUGCAGAGACGAUCGGGUACUCUUUUGCUUUCCCCGCAGCGUGCAGAUGUUCUUCAGUGAAGCUUUAAAAGUCACAAAAGGGUCGCGGGGUAUGCUGGAGCCUAUCCCAGCUGACUUCGGGCGAGAGGCGGGGUACACCCUGGACUGGACUGGUCGCCAGCCAAUCGCAGUUUAAAAUGAACCAACAACUUUGGACCAACACGACUCCGACUCCGCCGUACGACAACUGGACAUUUUACAACACCUCCUCGGAGUACGUCCUCCCCAGGAGCAACAUCACCUAUGUGGGAUUUUACCUCCACCAGCCGUCCACGGCGGCCAUCUUCAUCGUGUCCUACCUGCUCAUCUUCCUGGUGUGCAUGGUGGGCAACGCCGUGGUGUGCUUCAUCGUGCUCAGGAGUAAAAACAUGCGCACCGUCACCAACUUGUUCAUCCUCAACCUGGCCGUGAGCGACCUCCUGGUGGGGAUUUUCUGCAUGCCGACGACGCUUCUUGACAACAUCAUCACCGGAUGGCCGUUUGGAAGCCUGGUGUGCAAAAUGAGCGGCAUGGUUCAAGGCAUCUCCGUGUCUGCGUCCGUCUUCACUCUGGUGGCGAUCGCAGUGGACAGAUUUCGAUGCAUCGUCUACCCAUUCAAGCAAAAGCUGACCAUAUCCACCGCCACCUUGAUCAUAGUCAUCAUCUGGGUCCUGGCCAUAUCCAUCAUGUGUCCAUCUGGCGUGAUGCUCCAAGUGACACAGGAGCAAACCAUUCAGGUGUUGCUGGGCUACGACAACAAAACGACUCCUUUUUACUGGUGCAGGGAGAACUGGCCCAACCAGGAGAUGCGAAAGAUCUACACUACUGUUUUGUUCGCCAACAUCUACCUGGCGCCGCUGUCCCUCAUCGUCAUCAUGUACGCCCGCAUCGGCAUCACUCUCUUCAAGACGGCCAUGCCCACAGGGGGCAAACCGGGUCACGACAACCGCCACACUGUGUCCAAGAAGAAGCAGCGGGUAAUCAAGAUGCUCCUCAUUGUCGCUUUGCUCUUCAUCCUCUCCUGGCUGCCUCUGUGGACCCUCAUGAUGCUGAGCGACUACGCCCAGCUCAGCGAGCAUCAGUACAGGAUCAUAAACAUCUAUAUUUACCCCUUUGCCCACUGGCUGGCUUUCUUCAACAGCAGCGUCAAUCCCAUCAUCUACGGGUUCUUCAAUGAGAACUUCAGGCGAGGAUUUCAGGUGGUGUUCAAGUUCAGCCUGUGCACGGCCGACGGCCAGCGGAGGAAGACCUACUCACACAGGCUGCAGACCAACUCCGUGCUGCCGGCCAAUAACGUACAGACCUCCCUGGAGCCUAUUUCUCUGAACAGCCUGGAGAAGACCAGCUCCAGGCGAACCCACCAUGUCACCGAGCAGGACUUGGUCAUGGAGGACCUGGAAAAGGGUUCUUGUAGCAGUGGUGGGGUGACAGCCGUGUCCAUUUGAAUAAGAAACAGCCCUCCGGGUGUUGGCUUUGAGGUUUUUAGUCCUCUGACCGCCUGAGUGGCAAUUUUCUUUACUCGCAAAAACAGAUUUAACGCAGGAAGCUACCUCCCCUGAAAAGCCAUUUGAGCCGAAAAUGAAGAUUAGUUGCCGGGUUCUAAGGCGCAUUCUGAACAUAUGAGGGGCAUCAAAUAAAAUGGAUUUGGGUUUCACGUCCUUAUAGCACAAACAAUCAGGGUUGCAAAGUGAUACCUGUCUGGUAACUACAGUAGAACCCAUUUAAGUCUGUGCUGUUUAUGUCGACAACAUCUACGGUCCACCAUGUUCUUCGUAUUACUAAAAAGUGGCCGCUUAAGCUAUCGUCGACAUAAAUGUCAACAUAAAAUUGGAGUCCCAAAGGGGUCGUACAAGUCUUUAUUUCAGCUUGUGCUGUAGUUUUGUUAACAUCAACCUUGUCACGAAGCAGCAGUAUAACAAGCAACAUAACUACUGUCUGAUUACACGGUAUUACGAUGUGCACACAGCGCCUUCCUGUUCAGUGCAAAGUAAGCUUCAAAAUAAAUGCAUGACAGUAUUAACCUGGAUUCGACCACAGCAGCAAACAAAAUGCACCCAUUUAUUUUUUUUUUUUAGAUUGUCAGCCACCAUAAGAAAGAUUUGUGACAUUUGAGUUGGGAGACAGACACUGAAAUAACCGCAUCAGCUGCUAUGAAAAAGUACAAUCAAAAUGAAAUAGACACUAAUGGAGGGAAACACACUGUCAUAGGUUCAAAGCUCCUUUACUAUUGCCAGUUCUUCUUAUGUCUCUGGUCGGUUUCGCUUCUGUCGACGUCCGUCAGCCAGUCCGAGGUACACGGACAUGAAAGGGUUCCACUGUAGUACCGACCGAAAACUACCGAAUAUGUAUAAAUGUAUAAAGAUGCAUCAGACGUGGACAAAGCUUGCAAAGCCGAUUUCAGUUGAUUUAGUACGACGGCGUAUUAGGGACACAUUGGAAAAAAAACAAAACUAAGAUUUUGAGAAUAAAGUCGUAAUUUUAUGAGAAAAAAGUUGUAAAUUUCCGAGAAUAAAGUUGUACAUUUAUGGGUA